Sarcophilus harrisii (Tasmanian devil) is the source of this 696-nucleotide messenger RNA. RefSeq names its product transmembrane protein 138 (gene TMEM138). The transcript has 5 exons. The record is from RefSeq and is a predicted model, not a curated record. Gene Ontology annotation, cellular component: cilium. Bases 155 to 643 code for a protein of 162 amino acids. NCBI's taxonomy places the organism in Eukaryota, Metazoa, Chordata, Mammalia, Dasyuromorphia, Dasyuridae.
AUUUAAGCGCGCCCUCCGGAAAGUGGGAGGCGGGUACUUUGGCGUUUCCAUGACAACCUAGGAUGGCGGCACCGGGCUCUUGGCGGCAGCCCGGCAGAAGCGCUCGCGGGGGCCCCGAGGCUUGACGCGCCCCCGUGGGGGAUGCCCCCCCAAGAUGCUGCAGACCAGCAACUACAGCCUGGUGCUGUCCCUGCAGCUGCUGCUGCUGCUCUACGACCUGCUGGUGAACGCCUUCUCCGAGCUGCUGCGCGCCACCCCCGUGAUGCAGCUGGUGCUCUUCAUCAUCCAAGACAUCUGUAUCCUCUUCAACAUCAUCAUCAUCUUCCUCAUGUUCUUCAACACCUUCGUGUUCCAGGCUGGGCUGAUUAGCCUCCUUCUCCGAAAGUUCAAAGGGACCAUCAUCCUAACGGCCAUCUACCUGGCGCUCAGCAUUCCCCUCCACGUCUGGGUCCUGAACCUGCGCUGGAAAAGCUCCAAGCCAUUUAUCUGGACGGACGGCCUUCAGACCCUGUUUGUGUUCCAAAGACUGGCUGCCGUUCUGUAUUGCUACUUCUACAAGAGGACAGCCAUUCACCUGGGGGACCCUCGGUUCUACCAGGAUUCUCUGUGGCUGCGCAAGGAGUUCACCCAAGUCCGAAACUGACCCGGCAGUCAGGAGCCGCACCCGCCCCCCCCCCCAACCCUAUCCUUCCCCCC